UGACUUUGGCGUGCUCUCUGAGAAAAGAUUUCUGAGCAGGAUCUCAAGAGUGGCUACUUUUCUGAGGUGCUAGAGGAACCCUAGUCAGUGUGCGAGCGGCAAAGCGUGGCCUCCAGAACCUGGGCGCUUCGAGGCUGAGGCUACCAUCAACAACGAUGAGUUUAAAACCGUUCACCUACCCAUUUCCAGAGACGAGGUUCCUUCAUGCAGGAACCAAUGUGUAUAAGUUCAAAAUCAGAUAUGGCAACAGUAUCAGAGGAGAAGAAAUAGAGGAUAAGGGAGUCAUCAUCCAGGAGCUGGAGGAUUCUAUCCGAGCAGUCUUGGCAAACAUGGACAGCCUGCAGCCCUUCGUUACAGAACACUUCAUUGUGUUUCCCUAUAAAAGCAAAUGGGAGAGAGUUUCCCACCUGAAGUUUAAACAUGGAGAAAUCAUCCUGACUCCCUACCCAUUUGUGUUUACUCUCUACAUAGAGAUGAAAUGCUUUGCUGAAAGUCUGCCUUCGGGGAAACCAACAGAUGAUAUUCCUCUUGAGUUGGUCCUAGCUGAGAAGGAAGCAGAAGAAGCUACAAUGAGGAAACGGAAACUCAUGGAAGAGCCCAGCACCCCUAGCAGGCCAGGGCCACACAGGGCCAAGAUGGAGACAUGGAGUGAAGCUUCCAGCACUGAGAAGGCUCUGCAGGAGCGCAAGAGGAGCUGGGAUGAAGACUCCCAGCAGGAACACCAGGAUACCCCAGCCUCAGAUUCCACUGCUGUCACAGAGCAUGAUGCUAUGUUGGGGCAUAGCCUGCCAGGGCUGGUUGUCCCUGCACUGGAACACGGCAAUCCACCACCACUGAAAGAGCCAGCAGCCAGAGGCUUCUUGGGGUUUCUAAGCGCCCUCUUCCCGUUUCGGUACUUCUUCAGGAAGAGCACUCAGUGAGCCCUCCAGGCACACAGCACGGGGCACGGGUCAGCAUAGGAAAGAAGAUGUCCCCUCUCAGUGACUCCUCCUCUGCUGUGCCACACCGCCUUUGCUUCUGUUUUCUUUUUGUCUUCUGCUUAUUUUGAGACAAGUGUUACUGUGACAUAGCCCAGGCUGGCUUCAAGUCUGUGUCUCGGCUCCCACGUGCCGUCCUUUUCUCCCAACCCCUGGUCAUGGGGAUGCUGGCACCAGACCACCGGGUCCUCGUGUGAGUUUAUCCUGUUGUUUGCCUUUGGUUUUUCUAUUUAAAACACUAAGAAGAAGGCUGGAGAGAUGUAAGUACGAUGCUAUUGCAGAGGACCUGAGCUUGGUUCUCAGGACUCACAUCAAGCAACCUACAGCGGCCUGCAGCUCCAGCUCUAUCAGGACCUUCUUCUGGCCUCUGCAGAACCUUGUGCACCCCAGCCCCCUGCCCCAUAAUUGGAAAAGCAAAACAAAACAAUGCUAAGAAGGGCCAGCAAGGUGUCCCAAUGGGUAAAGCACCUGCACCCAAACCUCAUCACCCGACUCCAACCGCCAUAUACGCACCAUGGCUUGCACACCACACAAAAUAAGAUGUAAUUGUAUUAAAAGUUCUAAGAUAAAUAAAUAAAUAAAACACUAAAGAA
Molecule: messenger RNA, 1570 nt
Organism: Rattus rattus (black rat)
Lineage: Eukaryota; Metazoa; Chordata; Mammalia; Rodentia; Muridae
Gene: Majin
Product: membrane anchored junction protein
Exons: 11
Coding region: 156-920 (254 amino acids)
Biological process (GO): meiotic attachment of telomere to nuclear envelope; homologous chromosome pairing at meiosis
Cellular component (GO): nuclear inner membrane
Molecular function (GO): DNA binding
Source: RefSeq, a predicted model, not a curated record